This is a messenger RNA of Branchiostoma floridae (Florida lancelet), 5205 nucleotides long. Its product is annotated as eukaryotic translation initiation factor 4 gamma 2-like. Gene Ontology annotation, cellular component: eukaryotic translation initiation factor 4F complex. The coding region runs from base 622 to 2955 and encodes 777 amino acids. The record is from RefSeq and is a predicted model, not a curated record. Gene Ontology annotation, molecular function: mRNA binding; translation initiation factor activity; protein binding. NCBI's taxonomy places the organism in Eukaryota, Metazoa, Chordata, Leptocardii, Amphioxiformes, Branchiostomatidae. The transcript is spliced from 21 exons.
GCAAGUCUCGCGAGAUUUCCAGAUAACAUUUAUCGCGGGGGCUGCUGGGAUCACUCGCCAUUUCGCAACAUAGAAGAAGCGUCAACGUUGCGGGAGGAGGCAAAAACUGUUAGAAAUUUGGUAUUUCCCCGCAUAGUGUGGGCACCGACCAAGCUGGAGUAGAUAGAAAGGUAACUCCCCCCUCCCCUUUCCUUUUAUAUCGUGCCCUAUUUUUUGGCUUGUUGCGGAGGACAGGCGAGAAAACUGGACGGCCCGAGCGGAGCGGGUGUGGCCUCUCGUCGUUCUGCAGGAGGAGGGAGUGAGACACCCCGGCCGAGCGGGCCCGGCGGCUCUGGCAGCAAAAGUGGUGCUGCGACACCAACAGCCAGGAGCGGUGGUUCAUCCCCAGCAAUCCCAAGAUGGAUACCUCCAAGCAGUACUAAGCGAGACGUGCGCACCCAACAAGAGAAAAAUGAAACCAUCUUCAGGAGAGUUCGUGGAAUUCUCAACAAGCUCACCCCCGACAGGUUUGACAAGUUGUUUUUGGAACUCCUGAACGUGGGGAUAGAGAACAAGCUAAUUCUUAAGGGUAUAAUACUUCUGGUAUUCGAAAAAGCCAUAGAUGAGCCCAAGUACUGUUCUAUGUAUGCACAGCUCUGUCGUAGACUAUGUGACGACGCGCCCAACUUUGACGACCCAAACAAGUCAGGAACUACAACCUUUCGCCGGUUGCUACUGAAUAAGUGCCAGGAUGAGUUUGAGAACAGAUCCAAGACUUUUGCUGCUUUUGACAGGGACGAUGGCCCUCUCACCCCUGAACAGAAUGAACAGAAGAUGGUGGCCAAGCGCAAGAUGCUUGGCAACAUCCGGUUCAUCGGUGAACUGGGAAAGCUUGACAUGCUUUCAGAGGCCAUUCUACAUAAAUGCAUUAAACAGAUGAUCCUAGAAGUGAAAGUCUAUCUUUCACGGCAGCUUCUGGAGAAGAAGAGGACCGAGUCUGUGGCUGACCGCGCCGAGGACCUCGAGUGCCUCUGUCAGAUAAUGCGCACCUGUGGACGUCGCCUUGAUCAUGACAAAGCAAAGUCCCUGAUGGACCAGUACUUUGACAGAAUGCGGACGAUGGCGGGCAGCACGGAGCUCCCGUCGCGGAUCCGGUUCAUGCUCGAGGACUGCAUCGAACUGCGGGGCAACAAUUGGGCCCCUCGCAAGAUCGCCUUAGACCAGGGGCCACGGACCAUUCAGCAGGUCCGGGAGGCCGCGGCGAAGGUAUCGGGCAGGGUGCAUGGAGUGUACUACCCUCCCCCUGAGUACGGGCGUCGCCAUCAGGGGAAGGACUUCUUCGGCGGCUCCAUGAAGCAGAUCCGUGCCCAGCGGGACAUGGUCGGGCUCGGGGAUGUCUUCGGGGGUCCCCAGGGGAUCAUAGGGGAUGCUGGGAUAGGGACUGGGCCCGGCGUCAUCCAAGACAACCACGAUGACUUCCCUGCCAUCAACUGGCAGCGUAACGGCAACAUGAGGAACCAGCAGAACACAGGUUAUAACCAGUUUGGGGGCGGUGGGAACCAGAGACAGGAGGGCGGUUAUAACCAGUACCAGCAGCGCAACACCAACCAGCAGCAGCAGAACAGCCUCCCACCUCGUUUUAUGAAGAAGAACCAGUUUAACUCGGGGGAGAUCAGCCUUCGCCCCACCAAGGACUCCAUGGUCUUCAAGCCCCAGGGGGGGUUCAUGCCCCCCAGCAGCAAGCCCUCUCAGGGCACACCCCCCUCCGGCUCUCCAACCCCCAUCAUGAUGCAACCCCCCACCAUACCCAUCCAACAAGCCAAGUCCUCCGGAGACAGGGGCAAGAAGGACAAGAAACAGCCUCCACCUUCCAAGGAGGACCUCAAGAAGUUAACCGAGGAGAUGCUCACGGAGUAUCUGAACACCAAGACCGUAGACGAAGCCGUUCGGAGCGUGCGCGACAUGCGCGCUCCAAAGAAGCACCUUCCGGAACUAACAAGUAACCUGAUGACGUACGCGCUCAACAAGGAGGACAGCGACCGCGAGGCCAUCAGCGACCUCAUCGCUGCCCUCAAGAAGGAGGGCGUCAUUUCUUCUGAACAUUUCAUCGAGGGGUUUGAGGGUCUCCUGCAGCAGUUGUCUGACCUGGAGAAUGACAUCCCUCUGAUCAAGUCCUACACCGCUGCCUACGCCGCACGCGCCGUGAAGGACGACCUCGUGCCACUCACCGAUGUUGCACAGCCCAUGGAGAAUGGAGCACACUACCCCCUGUUCCUGCUGGUUCUGCAGCAGCUCCACAAACUGGCUGGCCGCGACCAGCUGGUCUCCGUCUUCACCGACAGCAAGAUCAACAUGGUCAAGAUGCUGCCAGAAAUUGACCAAAACAAGGAGAAGAUGAUGGGUAUCCUGGAGGGGAAGGGCCUGAGUUUCCUGUUCCCUCUGCUGCGCAUGCAGGCUGAGCUGUGGAAGGCCCUGCAGGCCGACCCCACGCCGGCAGCCAUCUACAAGUGGAUCAAGGACAACGUGGAGGCACGGCUGCACACAGACCCAGGCUUCGUCAAUGUGCUCAUGUCAAGCAUUCUUAAGUAUGUGACGCAGGAGUCGACCCUGGGCGAGGACGUUGACCCCGCGGUGACCCCUGGGAAGGACCUGGUGGAGAAGGAGAAGGACCUGAUCGACCGGCUAAAACCGGUUCUGCAGCGCUUCCUGCACGACCACGUGGGCCUGCAAGUCAGCGCGCUGUACGCGCUGCAGGUCCACUGCUUCAACAAUGGCUUCCCUAAAGGUAUGCUGUUGCGCAUGUUCAUGAUGAUGUACGACCUUGAGAUCACGGAGGAGGACGCUUUCUUCCGCUGGAAGGAGGACAUCAAUGACGAGUUCCCUGGCAAGGGCAAGGCUCUCUUCCAGGUCAACACCUGGCUUCAGUGGCUGGAGACUGCAGAAGAGGAUGAGUCAGAAGAAGAAGACGACGACUAGUCCGGCGCGGCCCCCCGUCGUCACCCACAGGCCCUGACGGCACAUGCAAUAUAACCUACUGUGGACCUCCUGACUGAGAAAACACCGAGCAGCCCAUAGAACAAGACACUUUGCAAUGCCCCUCAGAUGCUGUUCUUUUGGCUGGAACAAUUUUUGGUUCACGCGUCGACAGCAAAAACCUGAGCUUCGUUCAAAGGAUUCGUUCAUGGACGAAACAUACAACAUUCACUUGAAAAACACAACAUGUUACAUACAACACAGAAGAACAGUUGGGAGAGCAAUCCUGAAACUUGUGGAUCUAUCAUGUAAUUUUGCUAUAUGCAAGAUACAGCAGAAAUGUUCUACUACAGGUUUUAGGUGUACAAAAAAGCUAUGUUUUCUGGUUUCCUGCCAUUUGCAGGGAUAUAGUUUAUCUAUGCUACUGUUAGUGUGCUCAGCAAAACCACAGAGAAAAGGAUACAUCAACUUAACCACUGUAAUUGCCACAUAUCAUGUUGAUUGUGACAAAAAUGUUCCAUAUGAUUACAUGGGGAAACUUUUGGACGAAUCGUGGCUGGGAUUGUUUGGAGUCUGGCUGCUGUUGGCUCUUGCCGGAAGUAUGCAGAUGUGUCGGGGAUUGUGAUUGGUCGAUGUGAUCAUUCCAAGUUGUACGCCUUUUUAUAUGUACAUCCAUGUGGCAAUACCUGUUGAGAUGCAUUUUACGCUGAGACCCUUGCUUUUGAAGGAAGGGCUUACUGUAAUGAUUUAGGCUUAUACUAGUAACUGUUGCAAAGAAGGGAACAUAGAUGAACUUCGAGUAGAGGACAAUAAUUCUUCAUUUAUCUUGUACGUGUCUGUAGGUAGACAGCAAUAGUCUGGUUUUUAAGCUUACAGCUAGUAUUUAAGUCGCAACAUUUUGUAACAAGUGUCAAAACACCUACCAUCAUACACACAUAUGCCAUCCUUUUUGAGUAGGAUAGUUGAAUGAUUGUGCCCAUGGCACAUAAUUCUUUCACAAGCUAACAACAAUCAUGCAUGGGUUGCAACUUCUGCAAAUAUUUUGUCAUCAAAAUUGCAAGAAGGACACUGCCGAUUUGCUGAAAACAGUUCCUCCAUGUGGCAAUAGUACUAAGUGUUAAUUCCUAAAGUUAUAUAUAUAUAUUAGGCAUGUACAAUUGAUGAAGAGAGGCAAAGAGAUGUUCGAACCCUAUCUUGCAAUAUUGUGAAUUGUGAUAGAAUGCACCCGACUGUGAAGCGACCGGAUUGUUCUAGUGCCUGAGGAAAAAAAGAUGCGACUAUCUGGAAAUGACAGUACCAUGCCUUACACAUGUUAGGAAAAUGCUCGCAAUAAAGAAAAAAAUGAUAUAAAAGAGACCCAAACAUCAGAGAAGUCCAAGCAGCUAAUAGUUUAUUGCCUUCGAUGUUUGUGAAUUAGAGAGGAACCUGGUUCAGAUGAACUGUUUAGGUAAGAAAGAAUACAGUAGUUUUCUGUUAUGUUGUAGCAGCCAAAAAAAAAACAGCAAGUGUCCUAAAAAUUUUCAUUACAUGUUAUGUUGCAUGUUGCAUCACAUGUUCUGUAGUUACUAGUCUAUUUGGUGUCUGUAGGUUUGUUUAGCGAUAUCCUUAACAUAUUGUAAUGUAGCCUAGGGAAGACUUUGGUGGUGCUGUGCCAAAAAAGGCUGGAUGUUUUUGUGUUGUCUCAAUGACACAGUGACUGACCGUUUUGCAAUAUACCGUCAUCUGAUUCGCAUUACAAACCACACAGAUAUGUAUAGAUACAAAUACAUUUCACCAUGGGGUAAUAGAUUUUACGUGCUCAUCAAGAUUCAUAACAUUGUGAGUAAUUAAUUAUAGGUGCACUUCUCCCUUACAUGUAUGUAUGCAUAUUGUAUCCAAAUGUUUUUAAUGAUCAGAAAAUACUUUGCUGCAGUUCUGUGGCCAUAGACCAGUAAGUUUUACCCAUUCCCAUGGAAUAGAUGUUGCCUAGUGUUACUUCUGAUUUGGUGAAAAGUGUGUUCUUGGUAUUUGUACAUUUUUUUCAUCCCAAUAGCUGUAAGAAUAGGCAAAGAAUCGUUGCGUCUGCCCCAAGUUGAAACCAAAUGCAGUAUUUCCAUGGUUAGAAGAUAGCGACACCACACGGCAAACAGACCAAACUGUGCUGCCUGGUGUAGAAGGUGGAAAGUACAGUAGUUUGGAGUAUUUAUGUAUGUCCAUGUCAUGCCGACAUUUUUAUUUUGCUGAUGUCAAUAAAACUAGUCUAGUGUAAUGUUA